AUGGCGCUCUCAACUAGUUCCGGUGGUCUAAUCAACACCUACCAUUCGCAACCUUCCGCCGCCUCAAGCACUGCGCCGUUGACAAAAGUCAGACGCAAUAAUUUUCGGGCAGACGAAAAAAUCAGAGUCAUCAUCUACGUGAACCUCACCAUGACAGAUGAGUGGCAGCAGACUGGCUUUUGCUCUUGGGCUUUCAGCUCCCGCCCAUGUCUGGUCACUGGAGUUGACCGCGUCAGCGUUCGGUGCCUCGCCGGCAGAGGUGACAUGGAGGCAGCUAGUAUGCUUCUCGUGCGCCACAAUUUCGUCCGCCUGUCCAAGCCUUGGGAUGAGGUGCCCGUGUACCAAGCUCUAGGCAGGGCUCCGGCCACCACCCUCAUCAACCCAGGCGGAGCAAAGAGCUCCAUGCCAUACCCAGACACAAUCUACAUCUUCUUCGGAGAAGAUUCCCCCGGCGAGGAGGUCCGUAAGAACUGGCUCCGGCUGUUCGACGAGCUAAUGGAUAGUCAACCGUGGGGCUUCGCCGGGUUUACGAAGCGCGAAUUCCGUCACAAUGAUCUCCUUGUUCUUCAAGACACUGGCAUUGGGCCCGUCAAGCGCUACGAGAAGGCUCUCUAUAUUUUAUACAGUCACGGAUUUCGGCCAUGUUGGUCCAAGUAUCCUUUCACACCACAAUUCCGAGCCCCAGUUGACCUUCUCAAGUCGACUCGAGCCCCAGUUGACGUCCCCAAGUCGAUCCGGGCCUAUGGGGGGGCCGGCCUGACGAAGGGCAGAAAGAUCGUCUUUGGCACGGGCAAGGACCCGGCAACAUUCAAGCUGGAUGGCCGGGUGGUGACCGGCCCCCGACUCGGCGGUCUGGAGAUGGGCGGCACCCGUUUGGGAGAUCAGCUGCCUGAGAAGGCUGGUCCUUCAAUCCAGCCCAGGCAUCCGCCACCACAGGUGGCAGCCUGCGUCCAGGUGUGUGGGCCUGCGCCGCCGGUAGUGACCCAGACUUCGACAACGGCCAAGGAGAGGUCCAGCUUGCGCGGCUUGCGGAGUGCGAGAGACAGCCUUCUUGACUUCUUCUGGUGA
Clonostachys solani is the source of this 1068-nucleotide messenger RNA. The record is from the annotation of a GenBank genome assembly. Lineage: Eukaryota; Fungi; Ascomycota; Sordariomycetes; Hypocreales; Bionectriaceae.